CUCGUAUCAUAAAAACAACAGCGGAAUCUGUUGGUUAUGGUCUUCAUCAGCCUAUCGCCUCACAGAUCCCGCUCAGACCGGGUCGGCCGGUUUUGCUAAUCAGACAUCGCCUCUUCACACCCUCUGAGCGUUCAUCGUAGGGCGUAUUGUGGCAAGAGUCAGGAGUGGCUCCUUUCCUGUCUGCCCUCAUGUCCUCCUACAGAGCCGGCGAUUGUUAUCUGAUUUCCGGUGAUUUUCGAUCAUAUGCGCAAUGCUACCUUCCUGCACUGGCUGGAAAAUUCAAACUAAUCCAGGUAGGGUAUUCCGCAUCAGUUGUUGUGAAUAGCGGCCAGUGUAGCGGGUGACAUCACAUCACCUAAGUGCCGAUCCAAGAGCGAGCUCGCUGUUAUAUAAUACAACCAUUGUCAGCACAUCUCUGUAGCAAGUGACUGGCGUGGUUUCAGAAAAUCGGCCCGAAAGUAUCUUACGGAACGCCCAAAUGCGGUGCAAGAUGUAGAACUCGAAACCGGUAGUUUCGGUGGGUGUUGUAACGUUGACUACAACAUCGCUGAACGAAACUAACGGUAUUGUUUACGAAAAUAUUUAGUGUCGCGUAGACAGCGGAGCCGCGAAAAGCAUUGCAAAGCUUGGCCAAGUCUCAUCGAAUGACAUAUAUUCAGCAACAAUAAGGACCAGCAUAGUGCCUAUGGUAGUAUAUUGCGAUGUCACCGAGCGCCCGUGGUGUAAAAGUGAAAACGCAGGACCCAAGCGUGAUUUACGUGACCCUUGCCUAGACUUUACUGUGUCGCCUAAGCUUCAAAAUAGAUAACCAUUUGACACGAUGACAGGUGUCAUUCGCUGCCCGUAGCACGCCUAACAUUCGGUAACAAUUGAAUAACCGGAAUUAAGCGCAGCAUGCGUCCGAUUUCACCAGACCGUAUCAAGAUGCUACUCGGAAGCUCGACCAGUAUCCGGGUCUUCGGUUCUUGGCUAUCUAUAGGUAAAAUUAUCAUGCUAUGCAACAUCCUGCUUGCGUUGUAUAACUUCAUGUGUUUUACCGCUUCACGAGGUCUAUCCGUGCCGUGCAUUGUCGUCCUGAACAAUAGCGGCCUGCACGACGCAGCCGAGAAACAACUUGCCCGAACAACGGAGCCUCGCGAUUCUACAGUGCUCACGAAGAUGAAAAUAGGCGCAUUAGCCAUACAAAGAAUCCCAGCAUAUCGACUUGAGCAUCGCGGUUCGUUCAUCAUACUCGGCGACUACGUCAAGGCGAACGGCGAACAGCCAGAAUUCAAUCAAAGCAUAACGUAUACUACGCAGGCAACGCAUGAGUUUCUGUUCCCGCACGUUGAAGAAUUGUGCAAACGCUGGGAGGGGCCCGUGUCUAUUUCGGUGUAUGCGCCCGGAAGUGACUUGGCUAUUGUCAAUCGCAAGAUCGCUCACCUGCUUAAAUGCGCUCCCUGUGUAGCUAACCAUGUGACCUUUCACGUCGUCUACCAUCGCAGUCAUGUCCCGCCUAACAUACCCACCGAUCCCAAGCAGUACGUACAAUCUCAAGAUGUGAAUUGUACAAAUCUGCAACCUCACGAUACUGGCAAUUACCGCAAGGAUGCAAAUCUUACUUAUCCAAUCAACGUAUUGCGAAAUGCUGCCCGCCUCCGAGCACAAACCAAAUAUGUACUCGCUUCCGACAUUGAACUCUAUCCUUCGGCAAAUAUCAUUUCACGCUUCAUUCAGAUGGUCAGCAACGAUUCAGCUCCGCGUAGUGUCUAUACGUUGCCGAUCUUCGAAAUUGAGAAAGGCUACCCAGUGCCUCGAGAGAAGCGUGAGCUUCAGGAUCUCUACAAGCAAAAACAGGCGAUCUUCUUUCAUCGGUUCGUGUGCGACCAGUGCCAGAACUUUCCAUUACGAGAUCGUUGGAUAAAUACUACUCCGAACAAUGCAUCGAUGUUAUCUGUGUUUGUAACGACGAAACGGCGCAGGGACCGCUCGUCCUGGGAGCCCAUCUAUAUCGGUACCAACGAUGAACCUCUUUACGCAGAAGAGCUCAGCUGGGAGGGCAAACGCGACAAAAUGUCGCAGAUGUUCGAGCUCUGCCUGAUCGACUACGAUUUUAAAGUAUUGAACGACGCGUUCCUGUGUCACGCGCCCGGUAUCAAGAAGCUCAUUAAGGAGGAACUCGCAUGGCGAUCGAAGUUUGUUCGGCAAAACAACGCUAUGUACAAAAGGAUCAUGUCAAGAAUUAAGGCAAAACAUCCGAACGGUGUCAAACCUCACCGAUGUAUAUAAAUGCUUCACAGAUAGAGAUUCGGAACGAAGCCACGCAUACGUAAAAGGAAAUAAUCAGAUAUAUCGUUGUUACGCUAUGACCACGUCAAAAAAUGCCAACCAAAAAAAUCUCGUGCGUCGCAGACGUGUAACGCACUCAUGUACGCACCAGUAAAAAGUUGACGCAAUAUCCUGUUUAGUUCGACAGUAUAUAUAUAGCGUGCCAUCUAAAUCCAGGUUGUUGCUAAUACCGUACUUAAACAGCCACACCUAUUUGAUUGAAAUUUGUAUUAAAAAUGCCAUUCAUGAUGGUCAUUUUUAUAUGUAAACACUACAAAAUUUGGGGUAAAUUUUUGGGGUUUUGCAAAACUCACUCGAAUUUUUCAGAUGUCAUUUGAAGACUGGCAACAACGUAAAGUGUCGAUUCCGGGCUUUAAAAAGGGUCUUCUUUAAUUCAUAUGAGAACUUGUCUAGCACGAACAAUAGCUAAUCUUCCCUUAAAUUGCAUUAAAGUACAACUUUUGUGCUUCAGGUGGCCUUGUAGAGAGAUCUAACUUUAUUCUAUCAGCAGAUGAACGUACGCCUACUACGAAAAACAGUCUACUCAAGUUUGCCCGAGAAUACCGAUACAUUAGAAUCAUGCACUCUAUGUAUAUAUAGUGGUUUAUAGAUUACAUUGCAUGUGUGUUAUAAAGGCGGAGCAAAACGGGAAUAUCAGCGAAAGUGGUAGAGGGUCUUGUUCUCUGCGUCGUAACUUGUAUGAUAACUAAACAAAAAUCCUAACGGGGAAUAAGUUAUACGGUGAUUCUCAACGUAUAUGAUAUUUGAAGAUAAUCUACCUGCCAGUGCUGUCUGCAGAUGUAAACAAUUGCGGAGUAGUUCCCGCCUUCUUACUUUUUGUAUGUUAUAUUGCUAUAGUAGUCGAAAUACAAUUGACGAACCGACAAGAUGCCGGCAGAGAAUGCAUCUACGCUUGUUCUGGAACUGAUUUUCGAGGACCCCACGGUGUCUGCGCAGAGACAAAGAGACACCAGUAAAAUGUACCAAAAAACAAACACAGACUCUUUCUAUGUGAAAAGCAACAAUCUCCCGUUGAUAGACGUCCAUCGAUGUUGAAGGACAUUAACAAUAAUCAUUUUCGCCACCAACUAACGGACAACAAAAUGAGUCAGAGACCAAGGUGUAAAUAGAGCACUGAUGUAGAACGUAACCUCACAAACAAAAUCAAAAAGAAAGGAAAGACAAUAUGAAGAUUCUUUAA
This is a messenger RNA of Varroa destructor (honeybee mite), 3508 nucleotides long. RefSeq names its product beta-1,4-glucuronyltransferase 1-like. The record is from RefSeq and is a predicted model, not a curated record. Lineage: Eukaryota; Metazoa; Arthropoda; Arachnida; Mesostigmata; Varroidae.